AUGACAGACAAUUAUCGCUCAUAUCAGAUGCUAUUCAUAUAUUGGCUUAUUCUAGCUAAUCAAUUGGUAGCACAAGCGCUUCUUGUGCCAGGACACAAAGUCCCAUUUCCUCGUGUUAGAGCUUUGGCUUCAAACAGAAGCACGCUUAGACCACUAUCAAAUUUGGCGGAUGAUAGUCAGAUUGUUGGUCAGUUUUCAUUCCGAAGUAUCUUGAAAUACUUCCGAGGAGAAGACAAUGACGAUGACUGUGAAGACGACAGUGAAGAAGAAGAGCUUGGUACUUAUGAACUUGAAAAUAGCGAAUCAGAUGUAGAAAGUGAAUCUGAUAAUGAACCAGAGACAGUUGAAGAAUGGUACUACAGCGAUUCAGAAGAGGAAACUGACGAUGAUUCCGCAGAUGGAUUUAUCAGAUUCAAAUAUUAUUCCAUACCAAACGGAACCACACACAAUAGUACUGAAAAGGUAGUUCCCAUUUCUUCUGUCAACAAUACCCCAGAGAAGAAAAUGCCUUCAAUAAAGAAAGAUAAGUUUCCUUACAAGGAUCGAAACAAUAUCUACAAUUUCCUUAACAGGACAUCUGAUGACGAGAUCAUAAGCGCGGCAAAGAAUUUCACAGGAAAUCUUCUCGGUACGAAGAUGUUUAGAAAAGUAGUUUCUGGGUUGAAUACACUAGUAUCGAAAGGUCUCAAUCGUGCCACAAAGAAAAUGAAUGACACCGAAAUCGAAGACUGGGUUGCGUUGUAUAAUAUUGUCUUGAAUUCUGAGCCCACGAAGGCGAUUUCACAUCUUGUUCUGGAUGAGAAGUCGAAGCUGUUAAUUAAGAAUGCUGUAUACGACUCUCUCUCCUACGCACACAAGAAGGCUCAGAGCAUGAACAUGACUCAGAUUAAGCUUGGGUAUAAGACUAUCGUUGAUGGCUCCAUUGGAAAUGAGCAAUGGCCAAGAGGAAUCGAAUAUGAAUGA
Molecule: messenger RNA, 963 nt
Organism: Scheffersomyces stipitis CBS 6054
Lineage: Eukaryota; Fungi; Ascomycota; Pichiomycetes; Serinales; Debaryomycetaceae
Gene: VCC3.2
Product: Vesicle coat complex AP-3
Exons: 3
Coding region: 1-963 (320 amino acids)
Source: RefSeq, a predicted model, not a curated record